CCGCCCGCUGACCCUGGAGCGAGGAGGCUCUUCUCCAGUCAGUCAGUCAGUCGGUGCGAAGUGCCCCCCCUCGGUCUUCCCCUCCCCUCGCGGCUCCCUCCCUGUGCCCCUCUUCUUCUCCCCCCCCCGGCGCCCCCUCAAGCGGGAAGGGAGCGGCUGAGGCGAGGCGGCUGGGCUGGGCCCUGAGGAGAGGCGCAAAAACGGACAGUGAUUACAAACCUGGUUCCUCUCUUCAUCGUGUCAGGCCCAUGCUACUUUGGAGGAAAUCUGGAUAUUCAGAACUUGAAACACCAUUUAAGAGGCAAAGAUGUAACAGAACUCUGCAUACAGGAGAUGCGGUUUUCUUGAUGUACAACACAUGCAUGCAAGGUUAUGUAUAAUGAAGAUGAGACAUGUCCCUUACAAAAAGUAACUUCUACCUAUAAGCGACCAGAGACACCUCAUGACCCUUCCUUAGGAGGUAGAUUCCGCUAGGAUGUUACAUCACCACUGUCGAAGGAACCCCGAGCUACAGGAGGAAUUGCAGAUUCAGGCUGCGGUGGCGGCCGGUGAUGUCCACACCGUGCGCAAGAUGUUGGAGCAGGGCUACUCUCCCAACGGGCGAGAUGCCAACGGCUGGACCUUGCUCCACUUCUCGGCAGCGAGAGGGAAGGAAAGAUGCGUGCGCGUGUUCCUUGAGCAUGGAGCUGAUCCCACUGUGAAAGACUUAAUUGGAGGUUUCACUGCUCUGCAUUAUGCCGCCAUGCACGGCCGGGCCCGGAUCGCCCGCUUAAUGCUGGAAUCGGACUACCGCGUUGAUAUUAUCAACGCAAAGAGCAACGAUGGUUGGACGCCCCUGCACGUGGCGGCACACUACGGCCGAGAUUCGUUUGUCCGGCUCCUAUUGGAGUUCAAAGCUGAGGUUGACCCGCUCAGUGACAAAGGUACCACGCCACUUCAGCUAGCCAUUAUCCGCGAAAGGUCCAGCUGUGUCAAGAUCCUCCUUGAUCACAACGCCAACAUUGACAUUCAGAACGGCUUCCUGUUACGCUACGCUGUGAUCAAAAGCAACCACUCCUAUUGCCGGAUGUUCCUGCAGAGAGGGGCGGACACGAACUUGGGGCGCUUGGAGGACGGUCAGACGCCGUUGCACUUGUCUGCUCUUCGGGAUGAUGUGCUGUGUGCACAGAUGUUAUACAAUUAUGGAGCAGAUACUAACACAAGGAACUAUGAAGGACAAACUCCUCUGGCAGUUUCAGUAAGCAUUUCUGGAAGCAGCCGACCUUGUUUGGAUUUCCUACAGGAAGUUACAAGGCAACCCAGGAAUUUGCAAGAUCUAUGCCGAAUUAAGAUCCGCCAGUGUAUAGGCCUUCAAAAUCUCAAACUACUUGAUGAACUACCGAUUGCCAAGGUCAUGAAAGACUACUUAAAACACAAAUUUGACGAUAUCUGACCCUUUGUAAAAAAAACGAACAGUGGACGCUAAGCAAGAUUAGUUUAUAUUCCAGAUACUUUUCAAAGGCUGGUUGCCUUGCACAGAGUAUAUCCUAUGCAAUUUCUGAUUCUUUUGUUUUUUUCCAAGAAGUCAGAAGGCAGGUAUACAAUUCCAGGGGGAGGGGGGAGUGUUUAUACCAAAUGCUGAGAGGUCUUAAUUUUUUUUCUUCGAUUUCUUGGUCCAAGUUUACAAGAUCCAAGGUUUCUAUACAGUCUUAGAAGCGUAGGACAUGUUCUUUUUUUUCUUUUAAGCAUCGCUUUGGAAAGUCUUUUAAUUUGCAGGUUUUGAAAUGAAGGAGAAAAAAACCCACACUUGUCCCAAAGAAAGUUUCUCCUCACCUAGCCGCCCCAUCCCUGCCCACGUAGCAUGUGUAAUACUGUGCAAUGGCUGAGAAGCACUGAAGAACGUGAGAAUAGAAAACGUAAGGGGAGCGAUCCGUCAGCCUCACUGGUCCACCGCAAAACCAUUUCAAAGGAGGUUUUGCGGGAAGCCGACUCUGAGCCCUCAGAAAUAAAGAAACUGUAAAAUGGCACUGGCUACUGAAUUCAGUCCUCGAUCUCUGCUCCUGUACAAAUCGCCUAUGUGAGGCUCUGCCUAUGCCCUGCAAGGGAAUCGUUCUGGUCUGGUCAGAUUCCAUACGCCCCUACAUAGAUAGCCUUCUGCCGAAGCUGUGUCACUAGCAGUAAACUCUCAACAGCUUAAUUACGGCAAGUCUUUGGAAAUGUUGCCAUCUACAACUCUCUUUUUUUUUAGCACAAGUUGGUGUUCUAACAUAAUUACUGUAGUUCGAACGUCUGUAUGUCUCACUGUUCAGUUUUGAUGCCUGUACACGGGCUGUUGUUUGUAAUUAAGUUUUACACCGCU
Messenger RNA from Sphaerodactylus townsendi, 2338 nucleotides. RefSeq names its product ankyrin repeat and SOCS box containing 7 (gene ASB7). Gene Ontology annotation, molecular function: protein binding. NCBI's taxonomy places the organism in Eukaryota, Metazoa, Chordata, Lepidosauria, Squamata, Sphaerodactylidae. The transcript has 6 exons. The coding region runs from base 476 to 1432 and encodes 318 amino acids. The record is from RefSeq and is a predicted model, not a curated record. Gene Ontology annotation, biological process: intracellular signal transduction.